Messenger RNA from Notolabrus celidotus (New Zealand spotty), 2151 nucleotides. RefSeq names its product C9orf72-SMCR8 complex subunit (gene c9orf72). The record is from RefSeq and is a predicted model, not a curated record. Gene Ontology annotation, cellular component: autophagosome; endosome. The transcript has 10 exons. Gene Ontology annotation, biological process: autophagy; endocytosis. Bases 282 to 1670 code for a protein of 462 amino acids. Gene Ontology annotation, molecular function: guanyl-nucleotide exchange factor activity. Lineage: Eukaryota; Metazoa; Chordata; Actinopteri; Labriformes; Labridae.
CUGCCUUGCUCACUAGAGGACGCCGUGCAGCUCUGUUACUGGCUGACGCAGCUCUGACGUAUUAGGAAGUAUCUUGAAGACAAAUCGCAGCUGACUAGCAGGAGGCUGUUGACGUUCAGAUGUUGAAUGCUGUGGCUUUUGAAAAUAAGAAAUAAUGACAUGUGAACAGUACCUUAAACUCUUCCUUUAGAAACACUGCUUGUGGCGAUUCAGUCCGAAAAAGAGAGACCAAGUUUAGCAUCUUAUUCUUUGGAAGACAUCAACAUUGCCAAGUCUCUCCCAUGUCCUCUGGCUGUCCACCCCAGUCGCCUGCCGUGGCUAAGUCCGAGGUUGCCAUAGAGGGAGAAUGCCCUCUCCUAGCCGCCACCUUUGCCUACUGGGACAACAUCCUGGGUCCCCGAGUGCGCCACAUCUGGACACCUAAGGGUGACCAACUGAUGUUCCUCAGUGAUGGAGAGGUCACAUUUCUGGCCAAUCAUACACUUAAUGGAGAGAUCCUGCGCAGUGCCGAGUGCGGCGCUGUGGAUGUGAAGUUCUUUGUCUUGGCAGAAAAGGGUGUCAUCAUCGUGUCUCUUAUCUUUGACGGUGAGCUGAAGGGGGACAAGAACACGUGUGCCUUGUCUAUUAUCCUGCCUCAAACAGAGCUGGCCUUCUACCUGCCUCUGCACAUGAUCUGCGUGGAGAGGCUAAAGCAUGUUAUCCGCAGGGGACGCAUUUGGAUGCAGAAGGGCUACAACAUCAUCUCGGUUCUGAGCUUGGAGAUUGUUCCGAUCAUGGAGCUGUUGGCCUCCAUGAAGACACACAGCGUGCCUGAAGAAAUAGAUAUAAAAGACUCGGUGCUAAAUGAUGAUGACAUCGGGGACAGCUGCCACGAGGAUUUCCUCCACAAGGCCAUCAGCUCUCAUCUGCAGACUUGCGGCUGUUCAAUUGUGGUUGGAAGCAACCCAGAGAAAGUUAAUAAGAUCGUGCGGACCCUCUGUCUCUUCCUCACCCCAGCUGAGAGGAAGUGCUCUCGCCUCUGCAAGGCUGACUCCUCCUUUAAAUAUGACACCGGCCUGUUUGUACAGGGUUUGCUUAAGGACUCCACAGGCAGCUUCGUCCUGCCGUUCCGCCAAGUCCUCUACUCACCGUACCCGACCACUCACAUCGAUGUUGACAUCAACACGGUCAAGCAGAUGCCACCGUGCCAUGAGCACUCGUACAACCAGCGACGCUACAUGCGGUCUGAGCUCAGUGCACUUUGGAAGACGGACAGUGAGGACGACAUAGCCCCCGACACGGUCAUCCACACCGAUGAGACCUUUACACCUGACCUGAAUAUAUUUCAAGACGUCAUGCAUAAAGACACUUUGGUGAAGUCAUUUAUAGAUGAGGUGUUCAUGCUGAAGCCAGGCCUGUCCCUGCGGAGCACCUAUCUGGCCCAGUUCCUGCUGCUGCUCCACAGGAAGGCCCUCACACUGCUCAAGUACAUUGAGGACGAAACGCAAAAAGGGAAGAAGCCAUUUCGAUCUCUGCGCAAUUUAAAGACGGACCUGGAUCUGACCGUGGAAGGAGAUCUAAACAUUGUCAUGGCCUUCGCUGAGAAGCUGAGGGCAGGACUGCACUCCUUUGUUUUUGGGAAGCCAUUCUUCACCAGCAUGCAGGAACGAGAUGUUCUCAUGAGCUUUUGACUAAAUUCUUUGCCUGCACUUUAUUUUAUGAACAGUUGAUGAGAACAGUCAUUUGGCUGCUUUCCUUUUUGUCCAUUUAUUUCAUAAAUGCAUGCACUAGUACUCUGGAGAGAGGACUGCCUGUCGCCUCAUUAUUUGUUUUUAUCUUGCUGAAAUGAAAAAAAAAGAGUCUUGAUCAUUACGAGGCAGGACUAAUGAUUAUUGCUGUUAUGAGCCGCUAGAAUUUAAGUUUACAAUACAACACCGACAGAUGCCUUGAUCAACUGUUGGCAUUAAGUGAGUCCAAUGAUCAUUUGUACUCAUAUUCACUGUGGGAUAGAUUAUGUAUCUAUUCCACACCUUCUGUAGAGAGUAUGUAUUCAUUUCUGAUGCUAAAGUUGACUGGUUUGCACACUCAGUGCAGUUACGAAUCAUAUUUAUUAAAAAAAAUAGCAUUAAUAAAUUCACUGCCUGUUUUUCAAUAAAAUUAUAAUUUACUGAA